Danaus chrysippus (African queen) is the source of this 426-nucleotide messenger RNA. Lineage: Eukaryota; Metazoa; Arthropoda; Insecta; Lepidoptera; Nymphalidae. The record is from the annotation of a GenBank genome assembly.
AUGUUACGCAGUCCCAGUCGUUUGGCUGCGAAUUUAAUCCGUAAAGUUCAAGCUGCUUCGUUUUCGAGUAACACUAACGAUGUUGAUACUACGUACAUGGAGAUUCCUGUCUAUGAUGUAGAGAAACCACAACCAUUAGAUGUUAGGAAGGCCAGGCUCCACUACCAAUCACGUAAGCGAGGCAUGCUGGAAAACGAUCUGCUGCUGAGUACUUUUGCCAAAAAAUAUUUGGAUAGUUUCAAUGAGAAUCAAACCAUGAUGUAUGAUCGGCUGAUCAACUCUCCGAGCAAUGACUGGGACAUAUUCCACUGGAUCGUAGAGAAGAAGCCGACUCCCAAGGAGUUUGACAAUGAAAUAAUGGACAUGUUGAAGAAACAUGCCAAGAAUGAAGAUCGAGAGGCCCUUACACAACCACCUCUUUAUUAA